This is a messenger RNA of Pieris napi, 992 nucleotides long. RefSeq lists its product as uncharacterized. Bases 182 to 898 code for a protein of 238 amino acids. The record is from RefSeq and is a predicted model, not a curated record. The transcript is spliced from 6 exons. NCBI's taxonomy places the organism in Eukaryota, Metazoa, Arthropoda, Insecta, Lepidoptera, Pieridae.
UACUAGAUGACAUUAUUGACAAUUUACAAGUCCUGACAUUUUGCUCUUCAAAUAGAAUAUCAAUUCUGUAGAAACAGACAGCCAAAAAUAAGUAAUGAAAUUUUGAGCGUUGAUUUUAAAUGAUUGAUAACUAAUUUCCAUUCCAAUUAUUAUCGUUUUUAUCCUUUUGAGUUUUAUUACAAUGGAUUCUACACGACAUCCUUCUAAUCCUCAAAGCAAUGUUUCUAAAUUCACUGGUUACGAUCCUGAUAAAUAUGCUAUUGACGAUGUAUCACUAACAGUGAAGACCAAUGAAAGUUUGACACCAGGAAGGCCUCCGGUGUUGACGCAACAAACAGUUGGAAAAUUCCUUCAACCAUUGACAAGGGCUUUAGUAGAAGUACCACCGAGGCCAACAAUAGACGAAUUACCAGAUGCUGUAAUAGAUAAAAUGGUCAAGAAGGACAAAGCUUUCUGGGUUGAUAAGCCUGGCUCGAACGCCUACACCUUACACGACGCGUAUUAUAACUAUGGCAUGACUACUGAAAAAGUCUUACCGCCGCACCAAGACGUGUUCCCCAGGUCAUAUCAGUAUGACUUGGACUGUGUUCAAGAUCGGCGUCUACAUGCAUGUGAUGAUUUCAAGCAGACUGGAAAACUUCUGAAUGAUGCACUAUGUCGUGAUUGCACGAAGGUGAACUUAUCGGAUGUCAUAUAUCCAGUAUCACCUCUGGAACAAACAUCGACUCAAAAACGAUGGCGAUACUAUCCAGAUGUAUCUGCUACUCUAUCUCCUCAAGAAAUAAGUGUUAUGAUGCAGGAGGUUGGUCGCCCGUUCCAGAACGAAGCAUGUAACUGGUAUUAUGAGCAUUAUAAACCAGUAAAAUAUCCUUGUAUUAUGAGAAAAUUCUCGAAAUAACCGAAACAUUACACAUUAUAGUAUUCAAUAUAAAAUCAUCGCGUUUUAUUUCUUAUUACAUUUGUUAUUAGAGUCAGAUUAUUAAUUUUAGAAU